This is a messenger RNA of Callorhinchus milii (elephant shark), 1784 nucleotides long. RefSeq lists its product as uncharacterized. The record is from RefSeq and is a predicted model, not a curated record. Lineage: Eukaryota; Metazoa; Chordata; Chondrichthyes; Chimaeriformes; Callorhinchidae. Gene Ontology annotation, molecular function: GTP binding.
AUUAAGACAAGACACACGGAUCACUGAACAGAUCAGAGAGUUCUUUGCCUCCCCACACGGAGUGGAUCAAAUCGAUGGUAUCUGCUUCGUGGCCCAAGCCGCUUUGGCCCGGCUGACAGAGACACAGAAACACAUCUUUAAUUCAAUUCUUUCCAUUUUUGGCAAAGAUAUUGCAGAGAAUAUACGUAUAUUGGUCACCUUUGCAGACAGAGGGCUUCCUUCAGUCCUGGAGGCCAUCAACAAAGCUAAGAUCCCGUGUCCCAAAGCCAAAGGUCGACCAAUUCACUUCAAAUUCAACAACUACGACCUAUUCUCCCAAACUGGAACCUCUGAAGAUUGUGACGAUGAGGACAGCUUUGACCCAAUGAACUGGAAAAUGGGAUCAACCAACGCGAACAAGUUCUUUGCCGCUCUGAGCAACAUGACACCGAAGAGCCUGCGCUUGACCAAGGAGGUCCUUUGGGAGCGGAAGCAACUGGACGUGACUGUGCGGGGAUUGCAGCCGCAGAUGAGAGUGGCUCUGAUGAAACUGGAGGAGAUCAGGAAGACGCAGCGGGAGUUGGAUCGUCACAAAGACGACGUGGAGAAAAAUAGAAACUUCGAGUACGAAACUACUGAGCCAAAAAUAGAAAUAAAGGAUAUCACGAGCACCGGAACACAAGCGAGAAAUUGUCAAAAGUGCUUCAUGACGUGCGAAAAUCCCUGCGGAUGCAGCGACUGGUGGAAAUACUUCUGCGCAGCUAUGGACGGGUGGGGAAACUGCACGGUCUGUCCCGGCAAAUGCGCAUCGAGGCAUCACCAACGGCAAAAUUACACCUUUGACAACAUCACCGUCACGGAAAAGAAAACGUACCGCGACGUGAAAGCCAAGUACGAGACGGCCUGCGGUGAGCAGUUGACUCAAGAGAAGCUGAAGCAGAAACUGGAGGAGGAGUUUGUUCAGAUCCAGUGCAAGGUUCAGGAGCUGGUGGACACCAUAUCUCGCUGCCUGGCGCGGCUCGACGAGAUAGCGCUCAACCCGAAUCCACUGUCGACCCCGGACUACAUCGAGCUGAUGAUUGUGACGGAGAAGCAGGAAGCGAAGCCCGGGUUCCUGGAGCGCAUUGAAUCGCUGGGCGACAUCAAGAAAAUCGCGGAGUUGGUGGCCAAAGUGGCUAAAAGGGAGACGCUGAAGCCAGAAGAAAGCGAGAAGUACGACCGGCUCCAGCAGAUCAAACAGGACCAGGAGAAGAAAGGGCACAACUGGUUCCGAAGCUGGUUGAGCGGUGGAGAGGGGACGCCCACUCCACCCGGAGCGGCGAAGCAAUGACCGAUUCUCCUGCAUCUCGGUCAACGCUUCUGCUCUGGAAAAAAANCCGGCCAAGCCAUCUCACCCCGAGGCCCGUUCCCCGCUGGGUUGGGAGGUUCAGUCCAGCUCGCUCCGGACUCCCUCUCACCGCCGGAGCGUCGCUUCAUCAGAGCCGAGAGAAACGACCGAUGGGAGAGAACCACUGAGCGUCGAAUGCAGCUCAUCGCGAACAGCUCCAAAGCCCCAAAAUAGGCCCUUCGGGAUUCCGCAAAGAAAAGAAAACGGCUUCGAUCCGGUCUCAGUGAUGGAGGCCGAUCGCCUGCUUAGUGCACUAUCGCUGACACUGGCACCACUGUGAUGUGCAAUUCGUGAGCGUAACACAUGAUAAUGUCUGAUGUGACCGUGUCAAGUGUCGCCCUCUUUCCUGUAACUCUCCGUCGUGUCACCCCUUCCUAUUGAGUGAAUGCAAAGCUUUGCGCUUUUUGGCUCAUUAAAU